AUUUAUUAAAUUCAUGACAGAAGCUUAAAAUUUUGAACGGUUAAAUCUAUGUUGCGUGAUAUAAACGCAAAUUUCAUCUCAACGUAUCCCAUUUAUCAUGCAAUAUGAGAUAUGGGUCGCGUGUAUCCCGAUUGAAUAAUGACCAGCAAUUGUAUCAUCUGACUGAACAUCCUGGACCUCUGCUAUAGGAUGGCAUAUGGAAAAUAAGCCAAUACCAACAGUCAAUUGUAGCAAGAAUUUCGGUUAACAACAUAAAUAUUAAACUACGUUUAAAAUAGAAUCGAAUAAAAGUAACAUGGAGAGGUUAACAUAUAACAUUUACGUGUUCCAGUCUUUUAUAAUUGUACAAAUUCUUAAUAUAAACGCAGCAUGCAGUGCGCAACAAUGUAUCGCAUACUCCAUGUUUUAUUAAUAUACAGGACGUAUUAACGUAGUGAAUUGCAGUUCUCUCGCGAUAAAGACAAUCUCACGUCGAUAAUAGCUGAGGAAUACACGGCCGUCCAGUAUCGCACAGUUCUCUGAAAGAGAAGCAAAAUGGUUCUCCUGUGUGUAUCUUUAAUACUCGGAGCACUGACACUUCUUUUUGUUUACCUGACGAAUAAUAUUAAAUACUGGCAAAAACGUGGGAUUCCUUGUGCAAAUGGCGCUUUGCCGGGAGUUGGUCAUAUGUGGGACUUAAUUACAUCAAAAAAAAGUUUUCAAGAUUGCUGUCAUAAGAUCUACAACGACAAUUCGAAUCGCAGUGCGGUUGGUUUCUACAACUUCACGACGCCAAUACUGAUGGUUCUUGACCCGGAGCUGGUGAAGACAGUGUUGCAAACGAAAUUCACGUGCUUUCACGAAAACAACGUGAAAGUCAAUCCUGAACUGGAUCCUCUGUUGGCGAACAAUCCCUUCUUCACGUACGGGGAAAAGUGGGUGAUCGGUAGGAAGCGUCUGACCUAUGCCUUCUCCAGCAUGAGAUUGAAGAUCCUGCUCGAGAACGUUAAACAAGUGUGUCAGCAGUUCGAGGACUUCAUCGACAGGAGAUUGAAUAAAACUGAGCAAGUGGAGAUGGAGUUGAAGGAUUUGUUCGCCAGGUACACCACACAGGUGGUAGCAAGCGCUGGUUUCGGUGUGAAUGGAUUUUGCUUCGACGACGAAAAACAGCACACGUUCCGCGAAAUCGGAAAGGACGUAUUUGAACCGUCCUCUCUGCACAACUUUAUGAUCACCAUUGCAUUCCUAUCACCUUUCUUGGGCAAAAUUUUCAGAGUGAGGUUCCUAUCGAAGAAAGCUGACCAUUUCUUCCGAACGUUAGUCGCUAGCGUUAUGGAGGAGAGAAGAACAAGCAACACGAAAAGAAACGAUUUCCUGCAAUUGAUGGUGGAAUUGGAGCACGCGGAAGGUGAUAAGUUCGAUAUAGAAAUCCUAGCAUCUCACGCUUCGUCGUUCUUCAUCGACGGCAGCGAAACUUCCAGCACCGUAUUGAGUUUCGUUGGCUUUCAAUUAGCCACUCAUCCGGAGGUACAGAAAAAGUUACGCGAGGAAAUAGUGACCGUGCUCGCGAAAUAUAACGGCACGCUCACGUAUGACAGCUUGAAGGAAAUGACAUACAUGGAUCAAGUUUUGAACGAAUCGCAACGGAUCAUACCCGUGGCUGCAUUCAUGAGCAAGGUUUGCACAGAAUCGGUCGUGUUGACAGGAUCCGAUGGCUCUGUCUACCACAUUGAAGCUGGAAUGGACAUCUUGAUACCCGCGAAUGGCCUGCAUAAUGAUCCUCGUCAUUGGGAGAAGCCUGACGUAUUCGACCCUGAAAGAUUCAGUUCAGACAGGAAACAGAGCAUCAAAAAGUUCACUUUCCUUCCCUUCAGCGAAGGACCACGAGCCUGUGUUGGGAUGAGGAUGGCUCUACUACAGAUGAAAGCGUGUUUGGCUGUGUUCCUGAAAAAAUACAGUUUAGAAUUGUCUCCCAGAACGAAAAUGCCUUUAAAGAUGACUCCUAUAGCUCUUUUACCAAAGCCAGAGGGUGGUUUAUGGGUCUCCAUCCGGCCGCUUUAGUGGCGAGAAGAUUUCUUUUUAUCCUUUAUAACGUCUUUAUAACAAUUUAAUCCGUCAUUUAUCGAACACCUUCUAGUUAUCAUAUAAUUAUCUCGAAGCACGAAGAAUCUAAUCGAAAACACUAAGUGAACAUUAUAAGAACAGAAAGCUUUAUUUUUCUUUUAUAGGUGACGGUAGUGAGAAAAAACACAUAUAUGUUAUUUGUUAUUAAUAGUCGUAAUAUUAUACAUGCUUCGAGUAUAAAAAUCAAGAGCGUGAUAAUAAUUUUAUAACAAGCUUUUUAUAACAAGCGAUUUUAUCUAUCUGAUGUAGCCUUAAUAGCCAUAUUGACUAUAUCUGUUAACACAUUCGUCAGGAAGGCGACAAAAAAGAAAUGACAAAUGUAUUGUUGCAAUAUAUUAUACAUCGACCAACAAAUAAAUGACCUGACUGUAUAAUA
Messenger RNA from Harpegnathos saltator (Jerdon's jumping ant), 2479 nucleotides. RefSeq names its product cytochrome P450 9e2-like. NCBI's taxonomy places the organism in Eukaryota, Metazoa, Arthropoda, Insecta, Hymenoptera, Formicidae. The transcript has a single exon. The record is from RefSeq and is a predicted model, not a curated record. Bases 535 to 2040 code for a protein of 501 amino acids. Gene Ontology annotation, molecular function: iron ion binding; heme binding; oxidoreductase activity, acting on paired donors, with incorporation or reduction of molecular oxygen.